This is a messenger RNA of Carassius gibelio (silver crucian carp), 5718 nucleotides long. RefSeq names its product G-protein coupled receptor 52-like. NCBI's taxonomy places the organism in Eukaryota, Metazoa, Chordata, Actinopteri, Cypriniformes, Cyprinidae. Gene Ontology annotation, biological process: G protein-coupled receptor signaling pathway. Gene Ontology annotation, molecular function: G protein-coupled receptor activity. Bases 2961 to 4073 code for a protein of 370 amino acids. The record is from RefSeq and is a predicted model, not a curated record. Gene Ontology annotation, cellular component: membrane. The transcript has a single exon.
GAGUGCCCUGUCUGUCCCUGUACAGAGUCCCUCGGAUCAAAAGCUCCGGUACCGACAGAUGAAGAGGAUUAUGGUCAUUGUUUUCUCCAGCCUUUUCUCUUUUUUUGUAAUGAAACAUUUAUAAAGGCCUCUGGCUGACACUGUUGUUCAGUAGUGUCUAUGGAUCAGCGUAUUUUAUACAUUUCACCUACAUGCGCUCAUGAGUUCUGUUUUUUCAUUUGGCCUAACGUCAUGCUAUACAAUAAUAACCAGUACUUUUUCGGGGGACAAAUGUGUCUUAGUUUAAAAAACAAAUUGUGACUUGAUUAUUUUUUUUUCAUAGCUGCCAAAAGUAUUAGUAGUGAUAUUUAUUAUCCCUGUGUGUAAAUUUGUAGAUUUUGACAUAGGCAUAGUUAUGUCAGAUGGGAUAUCACGUUGAGAGUGUUUUGUUUUAACAGUCUGGCUGUUACAAUCAUGAUCACUCCAUUUGACUCCCCUCCAUUAAUCAAUCCAGACACUCCUCCUAACCCCAACUAUGGGCCCAAGACACAAGGUGCAAUUGGGAUGCUAACAGAUUUCUCUGGGAAUUACAGGCCUCUUUGAAUGCUGCCAGUCAGUAAAGAUGAAGUUCCUUUUGUAUUUUAUGAGCACUUCUAGUUGUAAUUAACCUAAACGGUAAGCCCCUCCCCUCAAAUGCAGAUGAGCCAAUGGCAGUGGAGUAUCAGUUGCCCGGGAGGCGGAACUCGGACAUCUUUAGGUUUCAGUGCCAUAGAGAAACAUUGGAAGAUCAAAAGUCGCAUUGGUUUAAUAAUGUUUAUGCUACAAAAAUCGGAAAACAAUGUGACGUGACUAGGGUACUUGUAACUCUAAUUACAGGUAUCCUGAGAGGAUAGGCAAUGUAAUUUAUUUUAUUCCAUUUCCUAAAUCCAAAUUUAUCAUAAACACCUCGGAAGAAGGUUUUCACUGACAGCUGUCAUUGUAAGACAGGGAGCAACUUGUCAGUAAAACUAGUAAAAAUCUGCAUUUGUGAUUGUGAUAGAGUAGACUUGGGCAAUGUUAUCUUUCCAGGGGAAUGAAAUCCCCCUCUCGGAGUCUCUUAAUUUGUUCCUGUUUGUUGCACAAUGUCAGCUGCUGUGAAGGAGGGUCCUGGCUAACUGAAAUGCCUGGCAACUGUAACUAAGGGGCAGGGAUUGCUACGAUUGGGCACUGGUCUGUGUAAGUGACUUGAAGCAGGAAUGAAAACGAGAACGAAAGAUAAUAAAUCAGGAAGCUGUAGGAGACGACACCGAGAGAUGGAAGUCUUUGAUUAUUUUUGAAUGUGGAAACAUCUUCAGGGUGUGCAGGAAGAGGAGGAUAAUGAGAAGAGAGCGAGAACAGUGUGCUGGGAGGAGUUGAGGACCUCAGGUGUCGCCAAAAGGGGAGGGAGGAGAGUUAUAGAGCGAGAGCAAGCGGGAGAGAGAGGGCAAAGCAAGGAGGGAGUGAAUGUGAUCGAGAGUCACAGAGGAAGAGAGAGCGAGAGUGUGAAGGGGGAGAGAAAACUGUGAGCCACUCACGGCAUCUCUGAGCACCAGCAGUAACUGCUCUCUUUUCCUCAGCUCAUUGUCUGAUUUGUCGCACAAAUCUAAAUUUCUUAAUUUCUACGUGUGUUUUGCACUGUGCACCCUCGGUGGGAACUGCUGUCAACCUGCUUUGGCUCACGGGUCGCAGAGAGCGGACAAGGACAUGGGCGGUAUGCAGAUCUUCCAAUUUUGCGAACGGAAUUAGUAUUUUUGAGAAGACUUUCAAUAAUGUGUCACAAAGGAGUUGGAGAAGCAGCAGUGAGGUCUGUCUCAGAAGGAAAGAAGCUGAGCAUGUACAACUAAUCAGAUGCAGAGGCUGCCAUGUGAUGUGCAAAGCUUUGGACGGAACGAUGGACUUGAACUGAGAACAUAUGGAAUUUAGACAGGAUGCCCAGAGCACGCUGUCCUAGUGCAAUCUGAGAAGACACCUUCACGUAAGCAGCGAUAUACCUCUUUUGGAAAACACAGGUCUCUCCUUUUUAUGUGACCUGCAUUUACCCGAGAUGCACAGUGAAAGUUCAUGAAAAGUAAAUGGAUUGGGAGCAAAUAAGACCAAAGCAGUCGCUGUACCCCCAGAACACGAUCUUGAAAUUUUGAUUAGUUCCGUUUUGCCUCACUCAGACUCCCGCAGGCUAUGAGCGGUGCUCUGUGCAGCAGUAGCUCUGGCAACUCUCAUAUGCUGUCCUGUGUUUGUCUAGAGCGUCUGUGUUUUGAUUUGGACUAUAGAAGCCAAGAGGUCCCUAUUCCAGAAGCAAAACAUGGUGCAUGUUAUUGUUUGGAGACAUACUGAUAUGAAUAGAUAUUUUGGAGACUUUUGCAACUCUUGAAAUUACAUUUUUGUGGACUCGAAGGUAUGACCCUGGAACUUUCUUCAUCAAUUUUGUUACCUUUAUUGUCUAUGCUUAAUCCUUCUUAUAUAGUCUUAACUGGUCACAGGAAAUCGUUUGACCUUCAUUUCCUUAUCCCGCAACCCCUUCUACAACCCUGAACAUUUUACCCUUGAGAGGACAGCUUAAGGAAUUGGUCGACUUCACUGCAGGGGCUGUGGACAAUAUUGCCAGCUGACUUUCAGCACAUAUAUGCAAACCUUUUGUGACUGUUGCUGUUUCCAACAGCCCUAAUUUUGUUUGCAAAGGGAAAUAUCUCUGUCUUACAAUUACUGAACUGCUCCUAAGCAUGACUGAUUUCAGAGGAGUGCCAGGCACUUUUUUUUCUUCUCCUUACAGACUCUAUUGAUUUUUGCCAAUGCUCAGUUCAUUGAGAUCCAGCCAUGUGAAAGACCGAGGUAAAGGGGAAAAGACAGAAGAUUGAGUUCUGGUGCAAGAGAUUACUGAGAAAGCACAGACACAGGAUCACGUUGCAGGCCAUCAGCACUGCGUUUAGGACAACUGAACCUUAUCCAAGAAGACAAGGUCCAGGACAAUGAACCGGUCAGAGCUGAUCGAACCGGUCCCAAGUGUAAACAGCAGCCUUAGCAAUCCCUUCAGUGUGUCCCUAAACCACUCCUGCCCCCUAGGCUGGGGGGAGAACAAGGUCAUGGAAGCUUGCGUCUUAGAGACUGUGGUCAUUGUGAUGCUGACGGUGCUCAUCAUUGCUGGGAAUUUAACAGUGAUCUUUGUGUUUCAUUGUGCCCCAUUAUUACACCACUACACCACUAGUUACUUCAUCCAGACUAUGGCCUACGCGGAUCUGUUGGUGGGGCUAAGUUGCCUGGUUCCCACCCUUUCCCUGCUCCAUUACCCAGCUGGUGUCCAAGAACCACUCACCUGUCAGGUGUUCAGCUAUGUAAUCUCUGUACUCAAGAGCGUUUCGAUGGCUUGCUUGGCUUGCAUUAGUGUGGACCGCUAUCUGGCUAUUACUAAGCCCCUCUCCUACAACCAGCUGGUAACACCCUGCCGCCUUCGCUGCUGCAUCGUUCUCAUAUGGAUCUACUCUUGCGUGGUGUUUCUCCCAUCUUUCUUCGGCUGGGGUAAGCCAGGGUACCAUGGGGAUAUCUUUGAAUGGUGUGCCCACUCUUGGCCCACAUCUGCACUCUUCACUGGCUUUGUUGUGUGCCUGUUGUAUGCCCCUGCGGCCCUGGUGGUCUGUUUCACCUACUUCCACAUCUUCCGCAUCUGCCAGCAGCAUAACCGAGAAAUCAGCGAGCGACGGGCACGCUUUCCCAGCCAGGAGAUGGAAACCGCCGAAGGAGGCAACCACACAGGCCACGGGCCAGACCGGAGGUACGCCAUGGUGCUCUUUCGGAUCACCAGUGUUUUCUACAUGCUUUGGCUCCCCUACAUUUUCUAUUUCCUUCUGGAGAGCUCUCAUGUGCUGGAAAGCCCUGCCCUCUCCUUUGUGACCACCUGGUUAGCAAUUAGCAACAGCUUCUGCAACUGCGUCAUUUAUAGCCUGUCCAACAGCGUAUUCCGGCUGGGAAUGCGUAGACUCUCACAGACGCUCUGCUCCUCCUGCUCUUUCAGCCCGUGCACUCAUGAUGAUAAGGACUUUGGAGAGCCAAAACCAAGAAAGAGAGCCAACUCCUGCUCCAUUUGAAGAUCUUAAAGGGUUGCUUGGAUCAGUCAUAAGCUGCUAAAUGUUGUUGCAAUGGAUUUAGCCCAGAUUUUAACGUAACUGUACCUCUAACUAAAAGUUGAUGAUUGUGUCUUAUAUAGAGUUAGAAGAAACUACCAACAGUGAGGAUGAAGUAGUCUAAUAGUAAUGUGAUCUACAUUCCCUCUAAAUAUUAUGAUGACCUGCCUUGGCCCUGUUAAUACCACAGAAUUGUCACUGGCCCCAACUUGUUUGAGAUAUGGAGUUUGUAGAGCGUUUGUGAGCAAAAGCCAGGGGGUGAGUUCAAAGCUCUUGCUUGUGAUUGCUCUUUUCAAAUGGAGCAUACUUGUUAACUUUAGGUACAUAACCCAUGUUGCUGGAUUGAUUGUUUUGAUGUUUGUUGAAUUAGAUUUUUGUCACAGCUGUAAUUGUAAAAACAGUUGCUUUACAAAAUGAUGAGCACUUAAAGACCUUAACUAGCUAAUUUUAGCGAAGGUCUUCUCCUAGUGGCUUUUAUGGUACAGUUUGUCUAGAAUCUUAAUCACAGGCAAUUCAUGUCAAAAGCGAUGUAGCAAAGGACAAACAGCUUGGUCUGUAUUUAUUUUUCCAAAAUCUUCAUUUUAGAUCUGAUGUUUUUGUAGGAAAUCUUAAAAUAUCAUAUGCACACAAUAUCAACAAAUGCCAGUAAUAGAUGUGGACGGUAGUUUAGAUCCCCAGUUAUGUAAAGCCUUGAUUAGUUUAUUUUUAUAGUUUUUUACUUUUGUUUUAUUUUUAUUUUUUGUGAUGGGAAGUUACCCAUGUAAGCUGAAAAACUUAAAUUUUGUAUAAAUACAUUUUGUAGUGUUGUUUUUCCUUUCUUCUGUUGUCAUUUAUACAUUCCAGUUCCAAUUAUUUUUUACAUUGAUUAUUUUCCAAAUAUUUACUGAUUUACUGCAUAGUUGUGUGACUGUUCCUAAAACAUUAUACUUCGCCAUAUUGAAUUUGGCAAUGAGUUUUUUAUGUUUUUAUGCAUCAGCCAUUAUUUUUGUAAAGAUACAGAGAAUACGAUAUAUGGCUGCUUCUUUUUGUAUUAUAAUACUUGGGUAUUGUUUGGGGCAGUGUUAAACUCGAUGCUUGAGUCUGGUAUUGGUGGUUUAGAAAGAAAUGUUGUGUUGAAAACAUUUUUUGUGCAUAUUUCAGUUUGUCUAUGCCUGUAAACUUUAUUUGCUGAUGGAUGUUACAGCACUGUACAUGCUGAACUUCACAGCUCUGAAAAAUCGUCAAUACAACAACUAGACUAGUUGAUGUGCAUUAGAUAAUGAAGAAAAGAAAAAGAUAAGAAGAAUACACUCACUUUCAAAUUAAAUCGUGAGGGUGUUCUUUUGUAAUUCUUAACAACUUAAGAGUAAAUUGACUAUUUAUGUAUUUAUUUUUCAAUGUCCUAUGGAUUUAAAACCAAUAAAAUAGCAGAAUAUUCCUGUAUAAAUUUUGCAGAUGACAUUAUGAUGUUUCGGUCCAUUUCUUUUUUCUUGAUUGGGAGUAUACAAGAGAAUAAAAACUAUAAAAACUCUAUUUCUUUUUAGUUCAGCAAUUUGUGUUUUUGUUUUUUGUGAAACUCUUUGGUUUUGCUGUUGCUGCCAGUACAAUAAAUGUGAACAGUAAACACCGA